Messenger RNA from Dermatophagoides pteronyssinus (European house dust mite), 2522 nucleotides. It is a transcript of the gene Sec23, whose product is annotated as transport protein Sec23. Gene Ontology annotation, biological process: intracellular protein transport; COPII-coated vesicle cargo loading; COPII-coated vesicle budding. Gene Ontology annotation, molecular function: GTPase activator activity; zinc ion binding. The record is from RefSeq and is a predicted model, not a curated record. Lineage: Eukaryota; Metazoa; Arthropoda; Arachnida; Sarcoptiformes; Pyroglyphidae. Gene Ontology annotation, cellular component: endoplasmic reticulum exit site; COPII vesicle coat.
UAUCGAAAAAAAAACAAUAAGGUGACGUGUAGCAGAUUUUUUUCGAUACAUUUUUGUUUCGUUGUCGUUUUCUUCUUCUUCAUUCAUCUUCAUCAAGCCGCAAUAAGCGACAAAUACCGCUUUUCACAAGAUUGAAAAUCAUUGAUACAUCAUGGAAGAAUAUAUUGAAUCGAUGGAAGAUCGUGAUGGUAUCCGGUUCAAUUGGAAUCGUUGGCCACAAACUAGAGUUGAAGCUGCCAAAGUUGUACUUCCAUUAGGUUGUUUAUUUACACCAUUGAAAGAAACUCAACGUGAUUCUGCUGCUGCACCAUCUUCGCUUCAAUAUGAACCGGUUGUUUGUGCACGUCCUAAUUGUCGAUCCAUUUUGAAUCCUUAUUGUCAGGUGGAUUAUCGUGCUAAAAUUUGGGUUUGUCCAUUUUGUUUGAAUCGAAAUUCAUUUCCAAAUCAUUAUCAUCAAAUAACUGAAACAUAUAAACCAGCCGAAUUGGGCCAUUCUACUGUUGACUAUGUUAUAUUGCGAGCACCAAUCAGUACGCCACCAAUUUUCGUUUACGUUAUCGAUACCUGUAUCGAUGAAGAAGAAUUGAAUGCAUUGAAAAGUUCCAUACUAAGUUCAUUGAAAUUAUUACCACCCAAUUCAUUAGCAUGUUUGAUUACAUUCGGUCGAAUUGUUAGUCUAUGGGAAAUCAAUACAAAUUUACGAUCGUUUGUAUUCAAAGGAAGCAAAGAUUAUACAGCUAAACAAUUACAAGAAUGGUUGGGUAUUCGAAAUGCUGUACAACAAACUCCGCAACCAAUGCAACAGCAUCCUAAUUCGCCAAUAAAUGUCAACAAAACAAAUAUGGCACAUAAAUUUCUUCAACCAAUUUCACAAGCAGAUUUUAUUCUAAAUGAUAUUAUCAAUCAGAUAACACGCGAUUCAUGGCCAACUCCACAGGCAAAACGUCCACUUCGAGCUACUGGAGCUGCUUUAUCAAUCGCUAUCAGCCUGUUAGAAAUAACAUAUCCAAAUUGUGGUGCACGAAUAAUGAUGUUCAUUGGUGGACCAUGUACUACUGGUCCUGGAAUGAUUAUCGAUGAUGAUCUUAAAAAUACUAUUCGUUCACAUCAUGAUAUUGAAAAAGAUAAUUGUAAAUAUAUGAAAAAAGCAAUGAAACAUUAUCAAGCAUUAGCACAACGAGCUGCUGUUAAUGGCCAUACAAUCGAUAUCUAUUCAUGUGCACUUGAUCAAACUGGUUUACAUGAAAUGAAAUAUUGUGUUAAUUCAACUGGUGGUCUAAUGAUAAUGUGCGAUUCAUUUGAUUCGAAUUUAUUUAAAUUAUCAUUAUCACGUGUGUUUGCCAAAGAUAAAGAAGAUCGAUUAAAAAUGGCUUUUAAUGCUGUUGUUGAAAUAAAAACAUCACGUGAAUUGAAAGUUUCCGGUUGUAUUGGUUCGUGUGUUUCGAUGAAUGUUCGAAAUCAAUAUGUUUCGGAUACAGAAAUCGGAAUCGGAAAUACUGCACAAUGGAAAUUUUGUUCACUUACUUCAAGUUCGACAACUUCAUUUUAUUUCGAUAUUGUACAAACACAGGCAACCAAUCAGCAACAAUAUGGAUUCAUUCAAUUUGUUACACAAUAUCAAGGAAUAGAUGGAUAUCGCCAUGUACGCGUAACGACAGUUGGACGAGAAUUUAGCAAUACUGAUUUUGCAUUCGAUCAAGAAAGUGCUUGCGUUUUAUUGGCACGUUUAGCAUGUCAUCGGGCACAAACCGAAGCUAAUGGGCCAGAUGUUCUUCGUUGGUUGGAUAGAAAUUUGAUACGUCUUUGUCAACGUUUUGGUGAAUAUAACAAAGAAUCACCAGAAAGUUUUCGAUUAGGUCCAUUGUUUAGUAUGUUUCCACAAUUUAUAUUUCAUCUACGUCGAUCACAAUUUAUACAAGUUUUUAACAAUUCUCCCGAUGAAACAUCAUUUUAUCGUCAUUCAUUAUUUCGUGAAGAUACCUAUAAUUCAUUGGUAAUGAUACAGCCAACUUUACUUGCAUAUUCUUUCAAUGAACCAACACAACCAGUAAUGUUAGAUACAUCAAGUAUUCAUCCAGAACGAAUUCUAAUGAUGGAUACAUUCUUUCAAAUUGUUAUAUUUCAUGGUGAAACUAUUGCUGCUUGGCGUAAUGCCAAAUAUCAUGAACAAUCUGGAUAUGAAGCUUUUGCUCAAUUACUUGCAGCACCGGUUAAAGAUGCUCAAGAUUUAAUGUUAAAUCGAUUCCCGUUGCCUAGAUAUAUUGUUUGCGAUCAAGGAUCAUCGCAAGCACGAUUUUUAUUGUCAAAAGUAAAUCCAUCACUAACACAUAAUUCUGCAGCCGGUUUCUAUGGUGAUCGUGCUCAAGCUCCUGUCUUGACCGAUGAUGUUUCUUUUGAAUUAUUUAUGGAACAUCUUAAAAAAUUAGUUGUAUCAUCAGCUUCAAAUUAAUGCAAUUAUUAUUUGUUUUGAUUGAAAUUGUUUUGCAAAAUAAUGAUGUCGCAUUUGUUUGUUUUUUUUUUUU